Meriones unguiculatus (Mongolian gerbil) is the source of this 4710-nucleotide messenger RNA. Its product is annotated as zinc finger protein 556-like. Gene Ontology annotation, biological process: regulation of DNA-templated transcription. Bases 3 to 989 code for a protein of 328 amino acids. The transcript is spliced from 5 exons. The record is from RefSeq and is a predicted model, not a curated record. NCBI's taxonomy places the organism in Eukaryota, Metazoa, Chordata, Mammalia, Rodentia, Muridae.
CCAUGUUUGUAGUUCUCGCGCCUCUGAGUCUCUGCCGCGAUUCAUCUUGGGACUCUUGGGACUUCCGUGACCAGCAAGAGCUCCGAAGUGAGAAACGAAGGGAUAAAGCCUCCCAGUACCCAGGAGAUUUUUACUUCCAUAAAUUCUGGAUUGACAGGUUUAAUUGCUCACCUCCUGCUUUGCUAUGUGAAAAUCAUGACCCAUACCCAAUUUCUGUAGAGAUUAAACCAGAAGAAAAUGAUGUGGUGACCGUUUCUGAGCCCAGCUAUUCCAUAUGGUAUGCAGUUUAUGUAGUGGCCCGUGCCCUCCAUAGAACUCUGUUGAGCAAAAUUGAAAUGGGACCUAAAGCAUACAGAAACAUGGACCGGCUUCUUCCAUGCCAGAGUACAUUGACCUACAAUGAUGUGCAUGUGAACUUCACUCGAGAAGAGCGGGCUUUGCUGAAUCCUUCCCAGAGGAAUCUCUACAAAGAUGUGAUGCUGGAGACCUACGGGAACCUCACUGCUAUAGGUUAUAAUUGGGAAGGUCAUAAUGUUGAAGAGCAUUGUCAAAGUUCUAGAAGACAUGCAAGGUAUGAAAACAGUCAUAGUGGACAUAAACCCCCUGAAGAUACUCAAUAUGACAAAGUCUUUACACAUCCCAGGAAUGUCCACAUAUAUGAAAGUAUGCAUACUGGUAAGGAUCGCUAUGAAUCAAAACAAUAUGGUAACACUUUUGCAAAUAACAGUCAUCUGCUAAGUCAUAAAAGGACACAUAUAGGAGAGAAACCCCAUGAAUGUAAUCAAUGUGGAAAAACCUUUGCAAGUAAUAGUUAUCUCCUAAGACACAGAAGAACUCACAGUGGAGAGAAACCUAUGAAUGUAACCAGUGUGGUAAAGCCUUUGCACAGAGGAAUAAUCUCCUAUCACAUAAAAGAACUCACACUGGAGGAAAACCCUAUGAAUGUAACUAGUGUGGUAACGCCUUUGCAAGUAAUAGUCAUCUCCUAAGACAUAGAAGAACUCACAAUGGAGAAAAACCUUAUGAAUGUAACCAGUGUGGUAAAGCCUUUGCACAGAGCAAUAAUCUCCUAUUACAUAACAGAACUCACACUGGAGAGAAACCCUAUGAACGUAACCAGUGUGGUAAAGCCUUUACACAUAAUAGUGAUCUCCUCGUACAUAAAAGAACUCACACUGGAGAAAAACCCUAUGCAUGUAACCAGUGUGGUAAAGCCUUUGCGUACAAGAAUGUUUUCUUAAUACAUAAAAGAACUCACACUGGAGAGAAAACUAAUGAAUGUAAUAAUGUGGUAAAUCCUUUGCAUGUAACAGUGAUUUCCUAAGACCUAAAGGAACCCACAGUGGAAAGAAACCUUAUAAAUAUAACCAACGUGGUAAAGCCGUUGCACUGAACAGUCAUCUGGUAGUCCAUAAAAGAACACAUACUGGAGAGAAAUCUUUUGAAUGUACCCAACGUGAUAAUGUGUAUGCAUUUCAGAGUAAUUUCUGAAAACAUAACUUACCCUGGAGAAAAAAAAAAAAACACUUUAUUAAUGUAAUCAGUAUGGCAUCACCUUUGUACAACACAGCCAUCUCCUAAUUAUAAAAAAAUGCAUGUUGCAGGAAAUAUCUAUGAAUAUAAUCAAUAUCAUAAAGUCUUUUCAUGUAAUAUUCAUCUUGAACAAGAACACCUCAUGCAGUGAAACCCUAUUAAUGUAACCAGUGUGUCAAAGUCUUUGAAUGCCAUAAUAAUAUCCAUGUACAUUGAAGAGUACACACUGGAGAGAAGACAAUGCGAUAAAGCCUUUCAAUGUAAUAGUAAUCUCCUAUGAGAUAAAGAACACAUACUGGGAAGAAGCCUCACGAAUGUAACCAAUGUGGUAAAACUUGCUCUUCACAAUCAUCUUCAAAUUCAUGAAAGAAUUCAUAUUGGACAAAAAGACUGAGUGCAUUUAACAUGGUGAAGCUAUUCUACAUUUGUAUACUCUUCAUCAUCAUGAAAGAAUUCCUACUCGAGAGAAAUAUUAUAAAUGUGUUAAAAUAUGAGGGCUUUGUACAUAUCUAUAUUCUUCAUUAUCAUAAAAGUUUAUACCGGAGAGAAAUUCUGAGAAUAUAAGAAAUAUGGUAAGGCCUUUGUAUUCUUCAGUAUGCUGAAUCCAAAAUAGCUCAAACACUAGGUCAAUGCAAAUAACAAAAAUUUAUUGUCACCAGUAACUACUGAAUGAUUAGUAACAUAACACUCUUGGGAACUGAUCUCUGAUAAAUACCCAACCAUUAAACCAGAAAGUUAUAGAGGUUCUGAGCUUGAAAGUCAUAAUAUAUGUACUGUGUUACAACUAAUUUUUUAAUCAGUCAUGAUUUAGGGAUAUGGGAUUUGUUUAUGUCAUUGAAGGUUUCACCUGAUGUAAAAUGUCACUCUAAAAUUUAGUGGAGGCUGGUAUCUAAAAAGCAAUACACAGGAAUUAAUUUUUUUACCAUGUUCCAACAUACAAAUUAAUCUUUCAUAUUUUGCAUGUCAAAGUCAACUUCAAGAGACAAACCUUACACAUGUAAUCAAUGUGAUAAAGCCUUUUCUUACUGCAGUUAUCUUCACAUACAUAGAAGAACACAUACUGAAGUAAGACCCUCUGGAUAAGCAAUGUGGUAAAUCCUUUUCAUGGAAUUGUCUUUGAAAUCAGAAGAAAAAGUCAUCUUCUAGAGAAACCCUAUGAAUGCAAUCAGUAUGGUAAACUUUUGCACUUCAUGGUACCGUUAUAGAAGAGUAAAAGCUUUGGUGUGUGAGCAACUUCUUAAAGCCUUUGCAUAUCACAGUAGUCUUUGAGAACCUGAAAUAACUCAUUCUCAAGAAAAUCUGUUAGGAUAAAAGAUUUGUUAGGGUUUUUGAUCAACUAACUUGCAUUCAAUUACAGGAGAUUAUUUGGGAGGAAAAUUCUAACAAGUAUUCAUGCAUUAUGACCUUCCAUCCUUCUUUUGUUUCCAAUUAAAAGUCGAUAUGGAAAAAAAGCCUAGGAAUUUAAACCGUAAGGUAACCUUCUUAGAUUUCUCAAUUCUCUUCAAUUACUUGAAAUAAAUCAUCCAGUUAUAAAAUUUAUGUGUGUGUAUUAGUGCUAUUUCUGUAACAAAACACAAUGUCAACUUCCAAAUGUGUUGGUUUUGCCUUACGGAUCCAGUGGGAUAUGGGAUCUCUGUGAAAUGGGAAUCGCAAGUGUCAUACAUGGUGGCUAAAGCAGGAAGCUCAGAGCUCACAUCCUCAACCUGCAGCAUGAAGCAGAGAGUGGCAAUUACAGAUGCUAUGCAGUUGAAACUAUCAAUCCCACGCCAAGUAACAUACUUCUUCAAGAGUGCUGCUUUUCCUAAACAUUCACAAAUGAUUCCAACAAUGAGGAUUCAUUUCUCUGACUUCAAAACUACAUGUUUGAUUUCUAUUACAUGAAGGACUUUAUGAAGAAAAACUCUGUAGAAACUGGUAGAUGCCUCAACACCUGAGUUCCAGGAAUGAAUGCCUACACAACACACUCAUGAGUAAACAUAUUAGUUUAAGAAUUUGCUUUAAUUUCUGUUAUGUGAUCUCAGUAUGUCUUUUUGAGUUUAUGUUCCUGUCCAUUCUGGUUUCCAUGAAGAACAGACCUUAUGAACUUCUUGUAACAGGAAUUAUAGAACAUUGUAAAAACCUGACCUAGGUUCUGGGAAUGAACUUCACUGACAAGCCAUGUCUCUAGUACUGUAAAUAUCUUAAAUCUUUAUAUAUCUUGAGAUCGAGAAGUAGAAAAGAACUCAUAGAAGAGAGCGACCCUAUUUGUUUAUAAGAUUUGAUGACUUUGGAUUUAGUAAAUGUAUUCAAUUUUGAGAAAAUAAACUUUUAAAUUUGUUUUUACUAUAGCCUUGGAGGAAUUAAAUGAUUUACCAUGUUCGCUUAAAUGUAAUGGAGGAGAUCACCAACAGUGGUUAUAGUUAGUAAUUUGAGACAUUGGAGUAGGUAUUGAAGUUUUUUGUAUGUGUAGCAAAUCCAUUCACAGAAGUUUAUUAGGCUGUUCUGGUAAUCUUUCUGUGGCGGCUGUUCAUGUUCUAAUGCAUUUACUUCGUGAUAGGUAUUUUUCUGCUGGAAUGUAUAGAAUGGGAUCUCCAUCAUCAUCUAUGUGGUCCAUUGCUUAUUUCUGUCAGGCAGUGUGUGAUCAUAGUUUUCAAGGAAGGGUCUCUGAGAAAGCGUGGUACUUUUUUAAUGUUUUCAUAAAUUCCUUUGCUUUCAGCCUUGCUUAAAUGUCAGUAAUUAAUUAAUGUUAAAAUGUUCAAUAGUAUGUGUUUAUGUAUGUACAUAUUGUUUGAUGUCCCAUGUUUCUUUAUGUUCCCAUAUUUACUAUAUGUCACAUCUUGAAGAACUGCCUUCUAAGAGAAUUAUCUAGAGAUAUUAGAUAAUGUAACAGAAACGAGAUUUAUUUCAAAAAAAGCAUGUUAUGUGUCUGUAAUGUAAGUAAGGGAUCUUAGGUCAUGGCAGAUAUAUGAAGGGUGUGUGACACUGGGGAUUAUUUUUGCCAUUGUUACACGAUCUUCAAGGUUACUUUGCCAGUUUUACAUACCACAAACUUUCCCCCUGAACUCAUUGGUACUCAAACUUAGUUGAAAGAGUAUAUUCAUACAAUAUUAUCUUCUAUUCAGAUUAUAAACAAAUUGUCAUCUGAGGAUGGAAGAAAAUGAUGUGAUUUGAAUAAUAAAUGCUCUUAACAAAUGAAAA